Beta vulgaris subsp. vulgaris (sugar beet) is the source of this 1106-nucleotide messenger RNA. RefSeq lists its product as hypothetical. The transcript is spliced from 5 exons. The coding region runs from base 188 to 955 and encodes 255 amino acids. NCBI's taxonomy places the organism in Eukaryota, Viridiplantae, Streptophyta, Magnoliopsida, Caryophyllales, Amaranthaceae. The record is from RefSeq and is a predicted model, not a curated record.
AUUUUCCCCGCCUUGCGCCUGUGUGGCGUGCGUAAAUCCUCCCUCCCUUUCUCUUUCUCCUUCAUUUUCUCUCUCCUCUCCUCCUUCUCCCAUUACCAGAACUACAUAACAUAACCUUAGAUUCCCUCUUGGACUUUUUCUCAACCAAAAUUCAUUUGUACAUAGAUUCCUUUUUCUCUCCUCUCCAAUGGCGGAAAUUUCUGCUCUAUCUUUCACAUCUUCAUUCUCAACCAUUUCUCCAACUUUCCGUCAUUACUCUCACUCUCAUUCUCUCUCCUCCUCCUCCUCCACAACAUUCUCUCCUAUCACUAACUUUCAUCAUCAAUCCUUCUCCUUCUUCCUAUCACCUUCUUCUUCGUCUCGCUUUUUUCGCCUCUCUGCUAAACCUUCUUCUUCUGAUGAUCACUUUGACUUUGAUUAUGGAUCUUACCCUUGGGAUUCUCAAUCCGUUGACGCUGAUUCUGGUAUCCAGUGGGUUCGUGAGGACAGAAUCACAAUGUUUACUACAGAUGGGCUCGUUCAACUUGGAGGUUCUCUGGUUCCCCGGCGCAUUUCUCCAUCGGAGAAAACUCAGGGUAAGGUGAAAUUUCCUCCAAGGUAUCAGCGCUUUCAGGAGAGCGAUUACAUGGAUCCAAACCAAAGCCUCUGUUUAGGUGCACUUUUUGAUAUAGCAGCAACAAAUGGGCUUGAUAUGGGUAGAAGGCUUUGCAUCAUUGGGUUCUGUCGUUCAAUCGAGAUGCUUAGUGAUGUCGUUGAGGACACUGUCCUCGAACAAGGAGGAGAGGUUGUAGCCGCUGAGAAAGGAACGAAAGGAGGGUUGCAGGAGAAGCUGAGUAUGACUGUUGCAGUGCCACUGCUUUGGGGUGUCCCGCCUGCUUCCGAGACACUCCAUCUUGCUGUCAGAAGUGGUGGAGGGAUAGUGGACAAGGUAUUUUGGCAGUGGCACUUCUUGUAAAUAAGCUGCUGACUGGUUUGGUCUGACCUAUAUAUAGUGCAUUCUGUACAUAAAACUCUAGAAUUGGUAUAAAUCUGCAAGUGUACAUUUGUAAACCAUACAGUCUAACUGUCUUAAACAUUGACAGUAAUUUGAUCAUUGUUGUUGCUAA